Messenger RNA from Vicia villosa (hairy vetch), 597 nucleotides. Its product is annotated as AT-hook motif nuclear-localized protein 29-like. Gene Ontology annotation, cellular component: nucleus. Gene Ontology annotation, molecular function: minor groove of adenine-thymine-rich DNA binding; DNA-binding transcription factor activity. NCBI's taxonomy places the organism in Eukaryota, Viridiplantae, Streptophyta, Magnoliopsida, Fabales, Fabaceae. Gene Ontology annotation, biological process: vegetative to reproductive phase transition of meristem. The record is from RefSeq and is a predicted model, not a curated record. Bases 1 to 597 code for a protein of 198 amino acids. The transcript has a single exon.
AUGUCAUUCAACAACCACCAAGCAUCAUCCUCCACUCAUGGUCGUCGCCCAGGGCGUCCACUUGGCUCCAAGAACAAACCCAAGAUGCCUAUCAUAGAAAAACAUGACAAUCCUAAUGCAUUAAAUUCCCAUGUCCUUGAGAUCACUUCUGGAUCUGACGUGUCACAAAGUCUCUUUGAUUAUGUUCAUCGUAAAGGGAGGGGAAUCAAUAUCCUCUGUGGAAAUGGAAUAGUGACGCAUGUUAGGCUUCUUCAAUCCCCAGGAAAUGUUGUAUUCCUUCAAGGAAGUUUUGAGAUACUUUCAAUAUCAGGAACUGUUAUUCCUUCGGAAACAAUACCGAGUGCAGGAGGAUUGGUAGUUUAUUUAAUGGGAAAAUCGGGAGAGGUGAUUGGGGGGAGUGUCAUGUCCCCUCUAGUUGCUUCGGGUUCAGUGACUUUGAUGGCUUCUUCUUUUGCAAGCACUGCAUCUGAAAAGAUUCCUUUAGUUACCACUCAUUUUAUAGAGAAUGAGCCAUCAUGCCUUAAUGGAGAUAGACAUGUGACUAAAGCUGAUAGUGGCUUCGCUUCGUCAAUGCUGGAGAAUCAACAUUCCAAAUGA